ACUUGAGUGAGAUCGUUUAUACCAGGGCAAUAAAGUAGGGCUUACAUAUUGGGCCGAGUGAAGAGCCGUCUCUGUGUUUUAUUUUUAUUCCUAAAUACCGCGUAGAGCGAAAAAGUUUUACAAUCUUAGGAUGAAUAUGAGGUUCUUUAUACGAAUAUGACGAGCGGCUGUCGUAAAUCAACUGACAUUUAGUAUUUCCGCGGUAAAUCGUGCCGAUAAUCAUUGACUGUACGAAUAUUUGCCUGCAAUAUUUCACCGCAUGAAUUCGGUCUUAAUAUUUAUGCAUAAACUCAGCACGUUGAAUCGAUGAUUCGGAAGAGUAAGUUAAUUUCACGGGCGAUUUAUCUUUCUGUCAGCAAAUUAUCGCCGUUGUUGAACGCGACUUUUUUUUCUUUCGUCAAUAAAACUUACGACGUGAGUCAUCGGUAACGAUACCACUGAUUGGUAUUCUGGUUUCAGUUUAUUACAUUCGUCCUGGCGCAACGAGCCGAAUAAUUUUUUUAUUUACCAAAACGAUCGAUCAUAUGAUUUUUCGCGGUGUAGAUCCUCCAUUCCGGAACUGAUUGAUCACGCUGCCGGGGGUCGGGGGUGAAAUAUUUUUGAAGUGGUGUAUUGGCGUGGAUAAAUUGCGAAGCUGAUCUUCAACGUGAACACAACAAGGCACGUAGUUUCACGGUUCUGGAAGAUAACUUUGGAUAAUCGAUAGCCCAGCCGUGCCAUGGCAACGAAUAUUGUUAGGAGAGUGAGGUCAGUUUCAGAAUGCUGCCCCUUUACUCUACCGCGUAACUCGGUCGUAAAUGACAAGAGGUUCCGGGCUUGUGACGAAAAGAAUAACGUAAAAUGGGUAACACCGAGAGCAAUGUUACGAGUGGCGUGAAGAAACAGACGGACACAUCGUCAAUCUUGCUGUACAAGUUGGUAGAUUUGAAAGGCGGAGGUCUACUCGUUGACAUGAUGAAGAGAGCUGCUCAGACGAAACAAUUUGCCGAGCUUGACCACGCGAUGAGGACCAAAGUUGAGCCCUUUUUGUACAACAAGGGCAGAGGGAAGUGGAUACCGAUCAGCAAACUGGUACUCUUGCGGAACAAGGAACGACCUAGACAUAAAAUGUUACCAGUACUGAGAGCCAUGGAAAAUCCGGGUGAAUACGACAUCGACAAAGACCUUGGCGACGAGGAGAUCGACGAGGACAAAAUAGAUAAAAGCAAGUACAGAGAAGUCUGUUGGUCUUUGAGCGAAAGAGGCGCGGUUGGAGAGACCAUUCUGCAUCUCUGCAUGUUAAAUGCAACGGCGAUUCACGCCGACUUGGCCAAACGUCUGUUGAGGUUCUAUCCAAAGCUGAUAAACGACAUUUACAUCAGCGAUGAGUACUAUGGUGAAAACGUAUUGCACAUCGCAAUCGUGAACGAGGAUCCUGCGAUGGUGAAAUUCUUACUGGACAGUGGAGCAGACGUCCACGAGAGAUGUUUUGGGAAUUUCAUGUGCCCCGAGGAUCAGAAAGCGUCAAGAGCCGACAGCGUGGAGCAUGAAUGGGUUUGCGUUGCGCCGGAAACGAAUUACAAAGGUUACGUAUACUGGGGAGAGUAUCCGCUGAGUUUUGCCGCCUGCCUGGGCCAGGAAGAAUGUUAUCGUUUGAUGCUCGCACGUGGUGCUGAUCCCGACAAGCAGGACACAAACGGCAACACGGUUCUACACAUGUUGGUCAUUUAUCAAAAGCUUGCAACCUUUGAUAUGGCCUACGAAGUGGGAGCCUCACUAGCGAUCAGAAACGUUCAAUUUUUGACACCGUUGACUCUGGCUGCAAAAUUGGCGCGCAUCGAGAUGUUUUUCCACAUUUUAAACAUCGAACGGGAGAUAUAUUGGCAAAUCGGCAGCAUUACUUGCGCAGCUUAUCCUUUAUCGUUGAUCGAUACCAUAGACAUUGCCACUGGUAGGAUUAGCAACAAUUCUGCGCUAAAUUUGGUCGUCUUUGGUGACAAAGAUGAACAUUUGGAGCUGAUGGACGGCGUGCUGGUGGAUCUUUUAAAUGCAAAGUGGAACACGUUUGUCAAAUCAAGGUUCUAUCGGCAGUACUUCUUGUUCUGUUUCUACUUUUUAAUUUCCUUGGUGAGCUUCACCCUCAGACCAGGACCAGUGACCAAAGCGACGCCCACGUCGAGUCCGCUGUCACUGUCAACGGUUGAGGAAAUUUCGAAGCUGGCUAAAAAUUUGACGACAUCUCUUGCCUCGAACAUAACAUCGCUAGUGAGCAUAUCACCGGGCGCAGUGAACUGGCUGAGUUCUCAAAUAGCAUUGAACAUCACCUCGUCACUGGAAGAGAUUCUCGUCGCAUUGCUGCUCAGAGGACUUUCAUCAACGGAAUCAACCGUGACCGAGAUCAGUUCCCGUUCGGAUGAAAAUUUCACAACUGUUGGCGAAAAUGUGACCACUGGAUUUGACUACCUGUCUACAGCCGUCUACAGCAUUUUGAGUGAAAACACGACUUUCUUCGGUUUAAACUGGACGAUCUCAGCUUCGGACGUUGAGAACGAAGACAGCUGGUGGAACGUAUUGACGACCGAAUGCAGGCUGAUGGACGUGACGGGAAGUACUGCGAAGGUCCGACUGGUUGCCGAAAUUCUGAUGGAGCUCGGGGCGAUUUUAUACAUAGCGGCAGCGCUACGAGAGGCGAGAUUUCUCGGGCUUAAUAUGUUUAUAGAAAACCUGAUGACCGCACCGUCCCGGGUCAUGUUCCUAUUCGCGUGCGCCAUUCUGCUCUCUUUUCCAAUUUUGAGGCUGACUUGUGCCGACGAGGUUGAAGACAUGCUGGCUGUUGUCGUGAUGCUGACCCUGGCACCGUACUUCUUGUUCUUCUGCAGAGGCUUCAAGACCGUCGGUCCCUUCGUCGUCAUGAUAUACAGAAUGAUCAUGGGUGACCUUUUGAGAUUCGUAUCGAUAUACAUGGUCUUCGUUAUGGGAUUUUCGCAAGCUUAUUAUAUAAUCUUUCUUUCCUUCAACAAAAAUGGUACGGAACCUGACAAUCCUGUACCUUCUCCGAUGGAAAGUAUAAUGGCCAUGUUUCUGAUGAGCAUGACCAAUUUCGGAGAUUAUUACGGUGCUUUUGAGAACACUCACCAUAAAACAGAAGCUAAGUGUCUUUUCGUCGUGUACAUGGCCAUUGUAGCGAUCUUAUUGGUCAACAUGUUAAUCGCCAUGAUGGGCAACACUUACCAAAAAAUCGCUGAGACCCGGAAUGAGUGGCAAAGGCAGUGGGCCAGAAUAGUUUUGGUCGUUGAGAGAGGCGUGAGUCCCACCGAAAGACUGAAAAAAUUAAUGGACUAUUCCCAACCGAUGUCCGAUGGACGAAGAGCUCUGGUUCUCAGAUUGAACCAAUCCGAGGCAGACAAGGAAGAGAUGAAGGAAAUAUUGGAGAUGAAGAGGGUACACGACAGGUUGGUAAAGAAACGCAAGGAACAGAUCCACCAGAACGAAAUGAAAAAAUCUUCUACUCAAGCGAAUUCUGUGCUUGUAAAAGACUUGCACAUGAACGACAGUGUGGCGUGACAUAGUUCGUUAGUCAUGCACUGGCGACUGAAUUUGGCACAACGUAGGAAGUGUGACAAUAAAAUGACACGCACGUAAUACAACUUCGAAUUUUUCGAAUGUUUAACAGACAUUGCACACCUUGUUCAACGUUCAUGCGUUUACUUAAAUUACUUUCAAAAAAUAUACAUU
Messenger RNA from Neodiprion fabricii, 3714 nucleotides. It is a transcript of the gene nan, whose product is annotated as transient receptor potential cation channel subfamily V member 5. Gene Ontology annotation, biological process: calcium ion import across plasma membrane. Lineage: Eukaryota; Metazoa; Arthropoda; Insecta; Hymenoptera; Diprionidae. Bases 841 to 3543 code for a protein of 900 amino acids. The transcript has 17 exons. Gene Ontology annotation, molecular function: calcium channel activity; protein binding. The record is from RefSeq and is a predicted model, not a curated record. Gene Ontology annotation, cellular component: membrane.